CACAGCAGUGCCAAUCGUUUGCAAUGCUUUUCUUUCGUAUAGCACUUUUUUGUUCAACUUUUUAUUCAUUAUAUAUUUUUUGCGAAUUUUAGCAAAAAGGAGAAAAAGUAAAACAUAGCAAAAUAAAUAAGUUUUCAUUCCUCUGGAAGCAAGUACCAAUUUUGCACAAGCAUUUCAUAUGACACAUUCAUUUUAUGACUUUUACGAUAAUUUUUAUUUUAUUAACGCUCAUAUAUAUGUACUUUGGCGAGGGGCAUGAUUGUUCUUAUUUUUUGUUGAUGAACGCGUAAAGAGGCUGUUACUCCCGGAACGAGCGAAAACACCGCGCCUUUACCGAAGCGUAUAGCUAAACACAGCCAUGAAAUGCCCCGUUUGUCACCAGAAUUAAUUUUCGAUUGAUGCUUAGAUCGCACCACGAAUGAUGCAAUUGCACAUUGUAUUAUUGUAUGAGAUGCAUAAUUUAUAGAAUGUAAACAAGCUCACGGGGUGUAUAUAGUUUGAGAUUUUUUUUUUUUUUGAACAACGCACUUUAAAAAAAAGGGGUAGAAAAACGUCUUAAAUUAAAGAGACAGAAGAGAAUAUUACAUUCAAGGACAUAUCAUAUGUGUAAUUUUUUUUUGUUUAAAGAGAGUCCCCCUUCUUUUUAACGCUACCAUUUUUUUGAUUCCCCAAUUUUUUCUAAUAAUACAUGUAUAUAUAAAAAUUAUGUUGCAAAGAUGGAUUCGUACGAAGCUAAAAAGAAGGAGCUGUAUUUGAAGAGGAAAGAUAUAAAUUUAUAUUACCAUCCCAUCAAGACGAUAAAACUUUUUUUCUUGGAACUGAGAAAUAUCAUUUAUAAGACCUACAAGAAAAAUAAAAAAUACAACAAGGUGAUACUCCUUGGCAUCAUACUGGUAUUGUUUUUGUUCAAAAUAAGAUAUAAAUAUGAUUACCUGAACAACUUUUUAAUUUACAUAGAGUGCAUAAUAUGGUGGCUGUCACUGGGAAUUUUAAGUAGCAUUGGGUUGGGGUGCGGUAUGCACUCGGGGGUACUGUUUUUGUUCCCACACAUUUAUUUCAUUUGCUCAACUUCGGAGUACUGCAAUUCGUUGAACUUCGACUCCAGGGUGAACAUGUGGGGGUCCCUGCUGACGUCCGGGAAUUACUUUGAGUGUAUAACUAAGAACGACGGGAAUAUAACCUUGUCAAGAUUAUUCAUGAAAAUUUACCCGUAUUGUCUAGUAUGGGGAAUAGGAACCGCGCUGGGAGAACUGCCACCGUACCUCACGUCGUACUACGCAUCUAAGUCUACACUGAACGACGAGGAUUAUGAAGAAUUCGAAAAGGACAUAAAAGAAGGAAAGCGAAACAUAAUAAUCGCCAUGAAAAUAUGGAUGAUAGAUUUUAUUAAGAAGCACGGAUCCAUUUCUGUUUUCCUUUUGUCAUGCUGGCCAAAUGUGAUGUUUGAUCUGUGCGGAAUUUGCUGUGGUCACUUUUUGAUGCCUUUCGGGAGCUUCUUCAUUCCGCUGCUUCUAGGGAAGGCCGUUGUUAAAACCAUAUUUCAGAGCAUCUUCCUAAUUUUUAUGUUUUCAAAUAAUUACAAAGGAAUGCAGUUGAAAAUGAGGCAGAAGGCGUUAUCCAUUUUCCCCCUACAUCGCAUUUUUAAAAACAUGGACCCGUCUUCUCUCGAGAAUUAUAUAGAUGAAAAGAUCUCGAUUUUGAAAUAUGGGCAGAAAACAAAAUCCAAAAUGGAUUUUAUGUUUUUAUUUAACAUAUUUUUUUUUGUAGUACUUAUAUUUUUUUUUAUUUCCUGUGUAAAUCAGAUAGCCCAGAAGUACCAGAAGAACAUCGACAACGAAGAAUUAAAAAAGUACAAAAACGGGAACGACGAAGUUUUGACGAAGAAAUCAAAGAAAUGAAGAUUUCCCCCUUGGACACAAAAUUAAGCAUUUUUAUAAGUCACUUCCACGAUGCACGCACAGUUGUGAACUACAAGAUUUAGCCUGCCAUGUGUAUGUAUACCAGCCUACCCGUGCAUAUGCAUUUUUCAUCAUACCGUGAGUUUGACUUAAAAGGAGAUGAAACACGAAUUUUGUUUAGUCAUUUAUUAUAGCGCAAAAUCGCGAUUCCUAAUGUGCUUAUUGCACGCAUGUAUUAUACCUACGUGUGUAUAUAUGUGUAGGUAUAUACGCAUGUAUAUGUGCGCUUCACUGUUUUUAUGGCCGCCUGUGCGCAUAAGUAGAGGGGGGGCACCAUGCAUAUGCCUAUCUUUCCAUGCGCGUAUGCAUGUGCACGAGGCGAUCUAUUUAUGUGCAUAUGUGCGUAUGUACUUGUAUCUAUGUGCACCCUGUGCGUAUGUACUUGUAUCUAUGUGCACCCUGUGCGUAUGUACGUGUAUCUAUGUACACCCCAUGUGUAUGUACCACUUCUGAAUGCUCACCUAAGAGCUGACUGUUGGCUCACCUUUUGAAAACCAUUUAUGUCGUUUAAUUUUUUUGAAUUGCAUUCUCUUGUCAGGAUUGUGUUUUAGCAAUUUUCUGUAAGAUAG
Plasmodium vivax (malaria parasite P. vivax) is the source of this 2527-nucleotide messenger RNA. RefSeq lists its product as hypothetical. The coding region runs from base 717 to 1898 and encodes 393 amino acids. Lineage: Eukaryota; Apicomplexa; Aconoidasida; Haemosporida; Plasmodiidae. The record is from RefSeq and is a predicted model, not a curated record. The transcript has 7 exons.